CGUUUAGGGAAGUCGGCUCACCCCGCACCCAACACCUACGAUGAAGCGCUGGUGAUGUUAUGCUCUCCACUUACACUGCCUGAUUUAUUGAUGAUGGUUUGGACAGAGUAGAGAGAGUGACUCUUUGCAUCGUCACUUUUUCCAUUGCCUUGCUGCCAGUACUUCAGCACAGUCCAAGUCUCCUAUAUAAUUCCAUCGCAUCGACUCCCUGCCGUCUUGACCCUUCCUAUAUAGCGUUGGCUUCAAUCUGAAUACCUCUACAUAUCUACAUCGAUUGUCCUACGACAUAACCUCCCCUUCCAUCCCAUCACCCACCUUCGCGAACUACCCAUCAACAACAAUAACCAUGGGCUCUACCAACGUCUACAGCGACGAAGAGAUCAACGUCCUGAUCACCGGCUUCGGUCCCUUCAAAAAGGAAUACCCCCUCAACCCCUCCUGGGAAAUCGCCUCCCGCCUCCCGGCCAUCCUCCCCCCUUUGCGCGCUAAACAACCUUCCACGCAAAAACCGCCUUUGAUUCCUCGCGUCAACUUGCACGUCCACCCGGACCCCAUCCGCGUCUCUUAUAAAACCGUCCGCGCACUCAUCCCCAAACUUUGGGCUCCCACUUUUGAUUCCUCUUCCUCCACUUCCACUUCUUCCACUUCCACCGCCGCCUUAGCAGCAGAACCCACCACCUCCGAAGCUCCCUUUUCCGAACAAGAUGCCGCCGCCACCACCACCACCACCACCACCGCAAAUGAAGAAGAACCAACCCCAAAGAAAUACGACUUUGCCAUCCACAUAGGCAUGGCCGGCCCCCAACCGCGAUGGGCAAUCGAGCGCCUUGCGCACCGCGACGGGUACGCCUUGCGGGACGUGGACGGCGAGUUUCUGCGCGACAAGGAAAAUCAGUUGAAAGACGACGAUUGGGUGUGGAAGGGGUGUCCGGCGGAACUGCGGACGGAUUUGGAUUUGGAUGUGAUUUUGGAAAAGUGGAGGGGGUAUGCGCCGCCGGGACUGGUGGUGGCUGGGACCCCCCAGAAUGGUGGUGGUGGAGAUGAAAAAGAAGAUGAAAAAGAAGGGGGAAAAGAAGGGGGAAAAGGAGGAAAAGAAGGAGAGGGGGGUAAAGGGGGAGGAGGAGGAGCAAAGUGGUAUGGCAAUGAUAUCAAAGGCGGUAACAAGGGAGAAAAGUUGGUGAUCAGUGAAGAUCCAGGAAGGUAUCUUUGCGAUUUCAUUUACUAUAGUAGUUUGGCGGAGCUGUAUAAGCGCAAGGCGGAGAGGAAAGUGGUGUUUUUGCAUGUGCCGUGUGAGGUGGGCAAGGAUGGGGAGUAUGUGAGGAUUGGACAGGAGCUCAUGUUGGGGUUGGUGAGGGGUGUGGCGGAGUGGUUGGUGGAUGAGAAGAAGAGGAAGGGGGAUUUGAGGUGAUGUCUCACAUUGUGAUGAGGAGAGGGGUGACGGAGUUAUUGCCGGUAGUUUGAUUUUUGGGAAACUGCGAAAGGGAAAUGGUGCGAUACGCAGCCUUUUAUGGGUUCAGGAUUUACGAUAUACACAUCGAUACGCAUCAGCGAUUACAUCCCUCCGCUUAUAACUGAUCUCUUACCCAUUUUCGCAGAGUCAAAGGGCCUUGACAUCAACACCCAAC
Neurospora crassa OR74A is the source of this 1625-nucleotide messenger RNA. RefSeq lists its product as hypothetical. Bases 347 to 1408 code for a protein of 353 amino acids. Lineage: Eukaryota; Fungi; Ascomycota; Sordariomycetes; Sordariales; Sordariaceae. Gene Ontology annotation, biological process: proteolysis. The transcript has 3 exons. The record is from RefSeq and is a predicted model, not a curated record.